Messenger RNA from Lemur catta (Ring-tailed lemur), 2134 nucleotides. RefSeq names its product FtsJ RNA 2'-O-methyltransferase 1 (gene FTSJ1). Gene Ontology annotation, molecular function: tRNA methyltransferase activity. Bases 573 to 1556 code for a protein of 327 amino acids. The transcript is spliced from 13 exons. The record is from RefSeq and is a predicted model, not a curated record. NCBI's taxonomy places the organism in Eukaryota, Metazoa, Chordata, Mammalia, Primates, Lemuridae. Gene Ontology annotation, biological process: tRNA methylation; cytoplasmic translation. Gene Ontology annotation, cellular component: cytoplasm.
ACUCCGGCGGCGCCAUCCGUGAGCGGAAGCGGGAUUCGGCGUCGCAGCACAGCAGCAUCCGCGCUCGCGCACUUGAUCGAGGCCCUUGCCUUACUCUCACGGUUACGCCACCAGCGGUAAUUUCGCUUGACGGCACAAGUGAAAUGAAUAGGUGCCUUCGUGCUUUUGGCAUCUUGGGAAAUGUAGUCCACAGGCUCAACGACCAUCACGGUCCGAGAAGGGAGGGGCGGGGAGUAAAUCGGUCAUGGCCUUGAAACAAAAGAACAAAGAAGCCCUUCUUGUGCGCCGCGACGUUUCAGCCACGCAGCGCGUGAGUUUCGUCGCUUUGGUCGUGCCCGUUGCAUGUUGGGAACGGCAGGUCUCAUGACUCGGAUACGUCGACACAAAAUGACGGGACACACGUUGUACGUUCCCAUCAGGUCUGGGCCUCGCCCGAGCCUCGGCGUUCCAGGACGCCAAGCUUGCGGUGCAGCAGUAACCUUUAGAAGUAGGUGGCAGCCCAUUCAGCUGGUUACUGAUACUGGGUGGCGUCAGCUGACUGUCGGGAGUUCCUUGGACAAACUGUGUGUGAGAUGGGACGGACAUCGAAGGACAAGCGGGAUGUCUACUACCGCCUGGCCAAGGAGAAUGGCUAUCGUGCCCGUAGCGCCUUCAAGCUGCUACAACUUGAUGAAGAAUUCCAGCUCUUCCAAGGUGUGACACGGGCAGUUGACCUCUGUGCAGCCCCGGGCAGCUGGAGCCAGGUGCUAAGCCAGAAGAUUGGGGGCCAGGGGUCUGGCCACGUGGUGGCUGUGGACCUGCAGGCUAUGGCUCCGAUACCAGGUGUGUUACAGAUCCAGGGAGAUAUCACCCAGUUGUCCACUGCCAAGGAGAUCAUCCAGCACUUUGAGGGCUGCCCCGCGGACCUAGUAGUGUGCGACGGGGCUCCUGAUGUAACUGGCCUCCAUGACGUUGAUGAGUAUAUGCAGGCCCAGCUCCUCCUAGCCGCUCUGAACAUUGCUACACAUGUCUUGAAGCCAGGGGGCUGCUUUGUGGCCAAGAUAUUCCGAGGCCGGGAUGUGACACUCCUCUACAGCCAGCUGCGUGUCUUCUUCCCCAGCGUGCUCUGCGCCAAGCCCAGGAGCAGCCGGAACUCCAGCAUCGAGGCCUUCGCUGUCUGUCGGGGUUAUGACCCUCCUGAGGGCUUCACGGCGGACCUGACCAAACCCCUGCUGGACCACUCGUACGAUUUCAAUCAGCUAGAUGGUCCCACCCGCAUCAUUGUGCCUUUUGUGACCUGUGGGGACCUGAGCUCCUAUGAUUCGGACCAAAGUUACCCACUGGAUCUAGAGGAUGGCUCAGAGUACAAGUAUACCCCGCCCACGCAGCUCCCCAUCUCCCCACCAUACCAGGAGGCUUGCACGUUGAAGAAGAGGGGGCGACUGGCCAAGGAGAUCUGCCCCCAGGACUGCCCCAUCCGCAGAGUGGACACCUUGCCCCAGCCCCUGGCCGCCCCUCAGCCCCACACCCUGCUGGCCCCUGAGAUGGAAGACAAUGAAAUGAAUUGUUCACCUUAACCCAUUAAGCUGGCAUGGCAAUAAAACUCAGAAACUGCCUGCUAUCAGGAAAACCGGAACGUGGGUUGAUGAACUUGUUUUCAAAUAUCUCAUCAACGGGACCUGAAUGAACAAGCCCUGAGUAGGAAUCUGCAACAACCAGCACGAAGACAACAAGGAAGGAAACACUGCAGAAGUCUGUCUGUACUGCAAUGGGAAUUCUUGAAUGAGGUCUUACCGCUUCUCUAAACCUCCUCGGGGAUGUCCUGAUUACAUCUAGAGUUUCCCCUGAAAGCAGAGGUUCUUACCUGGAUAGAAGUCAGGGGUAUCCAUGAACUUGAGAGGAAAAUGUUACAUCUUUAUUUUCACUAAUGUACUGGCAAUGUAGCCUACUCCCAGUUGCAAAUGUUGGCAAUAAAUGGCAAUAGGAAAAGCAGUACCUGCAAUUUUCCCACCAAUACAGAUCUGUUAUUUUUAUGUGACAUUACAGAUGUUACAGGCAUCUUGAAAUAUUGUUCACAUUCAUCACCACUUGGAGUGAUAGUAGAUGUUAUAAUUUGGUGUACUAAUAAAGUAGCCCAUACAUUACUGCAUCUCAA